ACUUGCAUUGAUAACCUGCGACUCAGAGUCACUCAGUCUCACUUUGUGGACGUCCCCUUCGCCUGGAAGUCCCUUCGCUCUGCUCCGUCUCCCCGUCUGCCUCCUUACUCUCGGCCUGUCGGCAGACCCGCUCGGACUCCUGUUGCCAUGACGCCCACCCCGCCGUUGUUCCUGCUGCUGCUCUGCCUCAUUGGGGCUCAGGCCACCGUGGACCUCCGCACGGCCGCCGCCAUGGCGGCCGGUUUGUGCAAAACCCGUCCCACAGACAUCGUGUUUAUCGUCGACAGCAGUCGGAGCGUUCGCCCUUCAGAGUUUGAGCAGGUCAAGGUCUUCCUGGCUAAAGUCAUCGAGGGACUGAAUGUCGGACCCAACGCUACUCGCGUGGGAGUCGUCAACUACGCCAGCCGCGUCAAGAACGAGGUGUCUCUGAAGACACACCGCACCAAAGCCGGACUGAUUAAGGCGGUGACCAAGAUCGAGCCCCUGUCCACUGGAACAAUGACGGGUCUGUCCAUCCAGUUUGCCAUGAAUGUGGCCUUCAGUGAGAGCGAGGGCGCUCGUGUCAAAUCUCCUGACAUUAGCAAGGUCGCCAUAAUUGUGACAGACGGGCGUCCCCAGGACAACGUGAAGGAAGUGGCCCAACGUGCACGGGACGCCGGCAUUGAGCUUUUUGCCAUCGGCGUGGGUCGCGUGGACAUGAGCACCCUGAAGCAGAUGGCCAGCGAUCCUCUGGACGACCACGUGGACUACGUGGAGAGCUACAGCAGCAUCGAGAAGCUCACCAAGAAGUUCCAGGAGGCCUUCUGUGACACAGUGUCAGACCUGUGUGCCACUGGGGAUCAUGACUGUGAGCAGGUAUGCAUCAGCUCCCCUGGAUCAUACAAGUGUGCCUGCAAAGAUGGCUUUACCCUCAUGGACAAUGGUCGCAGCUGCAGUGCCUGCAGCAACUCAGCGACUGAUGUGGUGUUCCUGAUCGAUGGCUCCAAGAGCGUGCGUCCGGAGAACUUUGAGCUGGUCAAGAAGUGGAUCAACCAGAUCAUUGACAAACUGGACGUUUCUGAAAGCAAGGCUCACGUUGGACUGGUCCAGUACUCCAGCUCAGUCAGACAGGAGUUUCCCCUCAGCCGCUUCAACAACAAGAAGGACCUGAAGGAGGCCGUGAAGAAGAUGGCCUACAUGGAGAGGGGAACCAUGACAGGUCAGGCUCUGCGCUACCUGACGGACAACAGCUUUGCCGCCGGUCAGGGCGCUCGGCCUGGAGUCGCCAAGGUGGGCAUCGUCUUCACUGACGGACGCAGCCAGGACUACAUUGGAGAUGCCGCCAAGAAGGCCAAGGAGCACGGUUUCAAAAUGUACGCCGUCGGAGUUGGCAACGCGGUGGAGGCUGAGCUGAAAGAGAUCGCCUCUGAGCCGACUGGAGAGCACUAUUUCUACACCGCUGACUUCAAAGCUAUGACCCAGAUUGCCAAGAAGCUGCAGAUUAACAUCUGUCAAGAGGACGACCCUUGUGAAUGUGACUCCCUCGUAAAGUUCCAAAAGAAAGUAGAAGACGCCCUACAGGCACUGACAAAAAAAUUAGACAGUAUGUCGAAGAGAAUCGCCUUGCUGGAGAACAAAAUUGUUUGAGGACUCACAUCCCUCUUCUUCCUACACGUGCACAACCCCCCCACGUACACACAAACACACAGACAAACACCUUUUACUUCCUGUAAAAUACAGAGCAGGAACCCGGGUGAGUGCGGACCCUAACCUGCGCUUCUAUCCCGAGCUCUCCCACACCACCUCUACCCCCACCUCUCCGUGUUACCUCUUCCCCCCUCGGUUCUCCUGGGACACGAAGCGCCGGUCGCCAUGGGGACCACGCCUUUGUGUGUGCUCCGGAGGUCAUGCUCCAUAACCAGCCUGUGUGUUUGUUAAUAAAAGUCUUCCCUCAUAGGGAAACAGUGACGGUA
Molecule: messenger RNA, 1952 nt
Organism: Gasterosteus aculeatus aculeatus (three-spined stickleback)
Lineage: Eukaryota; Metazoa; Chordata; Actinopteri; Perciformes; Gasterosteidae
Gene: matn1
Product: matrilin 1
Molecular function (GO): calcium ion binding
Source: RefSeq, a predicted model, not a curated record